Nakaseomyces glabratus is the source of this 1212-nucleotide messenger RNA. It is a transcript of the gene JHD1, whose product is annotated as [Histone H3]-lysine-36 demethylase. The record is from RefSeq and is a predicted model, not a curated record. NCBI's taxonomy places the organism in Eukaryota, Fungi, Ascomycota, Saccharomycetes, Saccharomycetales, Saccharomycetaceae. Gene Ontology annotation, molecular function: transcription coregulator activity; histone demethylase activity. Gene Ontology annotation, biological process: protein demethylation; regulation of transcription by RNA polymerase II.
AUGGCGGUUAAAAUUGAACAAGCUCUCGGUGAGAAAAGGUCAUUGAAUGACAAUGACGAGGUUCCAAGGAAGAAACGGUAUAACUUCAGGAAGAAGGUAGAGCUGGAUUACUCUGCGUUGAAUGAAGGUGAGGAUAAGAAAUCUAAGUUUUUCCACCCUCACAUAGCCCUCUUUGAGAAGGAAUUUGAGAAAUGUUUAUCGAAUGUCACAGAGGACAUGUCUAUGACAUGCUCAGAGUAUUGCAAGAGGUUUGAUGAUAUUGACUUCCCAUUAAAGAUAUCUGAUCCGGAGAACUCUGGAAUGGUGGUUUCGACUAAUAAUAAGACUACGAGGGACCUAACAGUUGAUGAUAUCACUCAAGCUGUUGGUGAUGACUACUUCGUUAAUGUGAUGGAUGUGCAAUCACAAGAGAAUGAACGGUGGAGUCUGAGGGAAUGGUGCAAUUAUUUCAAUAAACCAGCAGAGGAGAAGGAUAGAAUAAGAAAUGUUAUAUCUUUAGAAGUUUCCCAUGUUGAAGAUUUACAAUAUGACAGGCCAGACAUUGUAGAUGAUAAAGAUUUGGUUGACAUUGUAUGGAAUAAUGUUGAGAAUCUUGAUACCGAGAAUGACCCAAGACCAAAAGUGACCAAGUACUGUCUAAUGUCAGUAAAAAACGCAUUUACAGAUUACCAUCUAGACUUUGCUGGAACGUCGGUAUAUUAUAAUCUUGCCUUCGGAAAGAAGAAAUUCAUACUUUACCCACCUACUCCAGAGAAUAUCGAAAAUUAUAUCGAAUGGUCUACAAGCACUUAUCAGAAUAUGCUGUUCCUGGGUGAAAAACUUACAGGUGGUGUGGCUAUGGAAUUGAAUGGUGGUGAUCUUUUCAUGAUACCAUCAGGCUAUAUACAUGUAGUGUAUACCCCUGAGGAUUCACUAAUAUUUGGUGGUAACUACCUUACUUUCCGAGAUAUAUCACAGCAACUUAAAAUUGUGGAUGUGGAAAAACAAACCGGUGUGACGAAGAGAUACACUUUCCCGAUGUUUGAUGAAGUCAUGGGCAGGACCUGUGAAUGGCUCUGCCAAAACCAAAAAAAGGGCAAGCAAAUGCAAGUUAAGAAGGAAACUGUUAACGAUUUAAUCAGUUAUAUGAAGUCAGGUAAAACUAAAUAUAAGCCUACCAAUUUUAUAAAUAAGAAGCAAAUGCUUCAAGAGCUAAGUAACUUGUAUCUAUAA